AGGUUUCAGAUGCAUUCUUCCACAGAGCUUCAUACCAACACGUUCUUAAAUUAACGAGAUAUUGGAAACACUUGGCUUGCAUUCUUUAGCUAUGAAGUAUCUGUUUGGUUUGUCUGUAGCUGUUUGUCUGAUGUGUCUGAGUGUGGACUCCUUGAACCCUGCUAUAAGUAUGCUGGGGAAAUCAUCAGGGUCCCGGAGUUGGAAUGAAAACCCCUGGGAUUCAACUAUACACAGGAGUCCGGUAGAAACCGACCUUUCAUGGCUCAAGGAUCCUGCAGAUGAAGGUAGGUCUCCCUGUGUUGGACUCUGCUACACGCUUAAACUUUUAAAGAUGGCGGAGAUGCAAAACAAACAAAAGAGGUUUGACGGGUAUCUGUACGAUUUUUACAGGAAGUAAAUAUUCUAGAAGAAAACAAAUCUUUGACAUUUACUAAUCACCUGUAAACCUAUGUUUAAUGUUAUUUUGUGAUUUUCUACCAGUUUUUAUUGGCUUUCUCAUGAUCACAUAUCUAGUCAUUUUAUCUUCAUGCGCAUGAAAUAUACUGUGACAAUAAAUAAAUAUAUUUAAAUGUA
Eurytemora carolleeae is the source of this 573-nucleotide messenger RNA. RefSeq lists its product as uncharacterized. The record is from RefSeq and is a predicted model, not a curated record. The coding region runs from base 92 to 397 and encodes 101 amino acids. NCBI's taxonomy places the organism in Eukaryota, Metazoa, Arthropoda, Copepoda, Calanoida, Temoridae. The transcript has 6 exons.